GGUCUGUCUUCGUUUUCUUGGCGUUGGUGGGAGCUGUUAGAACUGUUAACGGCAUAGAGCUUAACACUAGGUAUGCCAGAUCAGGCUUCAAGAAGUAUUGCUGUUUCUAAGAAAGGAUUUAAGAAAGCCAUAACAAAGACUCAAAGGAAAGAAGAAAGAAAGUACAAGAGAUGCAGGAAAGAGAGUUAUUCGAUUUAUAUCUACAAAGUGUUGAAGCAAGUACACCCGGACACCGGUAUCUCAUCGAAAGCCAUGAGUAUUAUGAAUUCCUUCGUUGCUGAUGUUUUCGAGCGUAUUGCAAACGAGGCCUCCCGCUUGGCUCACUACAAUAAGCGAUCGACUAUUACGUCCAGGGAGAUUCAAACGGCCGUGCGCCUGUUGCUGCCAGGAGAGCUGGCUAAGCACGCUGUGUCCGAGGGCACGAAGGCUGUAGCAAAGUACACUACCUCCCUGUAAACUUGCAAAGUGUAAGCAGGCUCCAGUUACAACCCAAAGGCUCUUUUCAGAGCCAGUCAUGUUUCUGAAAGAGCUGUGGACUCAACGUAAGUAGGAUACUUACGUUAUAAACUUUACUACUUAGCUGCCGUUUGUAAUUUAGUGACUGCCUUUCUACUGUAUAGAAGCCCCCAUGAGGCUCCAACGGUCUUCAGAAAUCAACUGCAGCAAAAGAAAUUCUUCAGAAUGCUUUUUACAGGAAAGUUUAUGGUUAAUACAUAUAGAAAGUGUUCUUAGAGUGAAGGAGCUGUAAA
Messenger RNA from Orcinus orca (killer whale), 749 nucleotides. RefSeq names its product histone H2B type 1-A. Gene Ontology annotation, molecular function: protein heterodimerization activity; DNA binding; structural constituent of chromatin. Gene Ontology annotation, cellular component: nucleosome. The record is from RefSeq and is a predicted model, not a curated record. Lineage: Eukaryota; Metazoa; Chordata; Mammalia; Artiodactyla; Delphinidae. Bases 73 to 456 code for a protein of 127 amino acids. The transcript has a single exon.